Messenger RNA from Diaporthe batatas, 1482 nucleotides. RefSeq lists its product as uncharacterized. The record is from RefSeq and is a predicted model, not a curated record. NCBI's taxonomy places the organism in Eukaryota, Fungi, Ascomycota, Sordariomycetes, Diaporthales, Diaporthaceae. The transcript has a single exon. Bases 1 to 1482 code for a protein of 493 amino acids.
AUGGCUCCACUAGAAGCUCCUGUCCCUGGCAGCUUGCGGCCGUUUGAUCCAACAGCAUACACCGGCAAGGCUCAAGCCGCCACACCGCCUUCAGACCCAGCGGUCGGUGUGAAGGUGGAUGACAAAGCCAAUUUGGAGAAUCUCGGGACUGGUACACCCAUUCAUGAGGAUCGAAUCAGCCUGAAAGGCUUUGGUUCGGCUGUCCCUACUGAUCCCGCAGGGAUUGCCCCAUCGACGAAGAGCACCACCACAGUGGACAAGGCCGCCACGGAAAAUGCUGGCACGGAGCGACUUGUCAGCCUGCGAGUGAUCGAGAAGAUCUUCAACGCGGAGGUGGACGACAAGAACUAUACCUUCGCCCAGGUCGGUGGUUGGACAUGCAAGAUACCACCCCGGCAGUACAGAGAGGGCGAGCUCGUCCUCUACUUCCAGAUCGACUCUUUCCUCCCGGGCGUCGAUGACCGGUUCGGCACGGGCUCUGGCAGAGCCAGAAAGCUCCAGAUGCUGGACGGGAAGCUCGGGCAGAGGCUCAAGACGGAGAAGUUUGGGAGUGGUGAAGACAAGGUGUUGUCGCAGGGCAUGAUCAUGCCGGUGCAGACGUUCCCGGAGAUCUGGAAGACGCUCGAGGUGGUGCGGCAAUUCAUCUCGAAGGAUGCCAUGGAGAGGAACGUUGGCUUGAUCAACGCGACCUUGUUGAUCAUGUACCGCGACCGGAACUGGGCGGAGGUGCUGGGGGUCAAGAAGUGGGAGGACCAGCUGGCCCAGCCGGACAAACCUGAACACCGGCGCCUGGGCAACUACCCCGGAGAAGUAUUCAGGAGGACCGACGUGACGCGAGUGCAAGACUGCCUAAACCUUUUCCAGAAACACAAGUACAACAGCCUGGUCUACCAGGAGAGCGUCAAGAUGGAUGGCUCCGCAAUGGUUGUCUACUUCGUCAAGAAGUCGUGCAGACACUUCAACUCUCUCAACCCGUUGCCAGAGAAGGUGGGCCCAAACACGGUGCUGGAGGGUGCCCGGUUCGGCGUCUGUAGCAACAAGGUCGACAAGAACGAGCUGGAAGAAGAUGGGCCAAAUGCUCCCAGGUACUGGCAGACUGCCCUCCGGCACGACCUGCCGGCCAAGCUGUCGAAGCUCGGCGCCAACAUUGCGAUCCAGGGGGAGCUCUGCGGCGACGCGAUCCAGGGCAACCGCGAGGGCCUCCCGGAGGGGGAGCAGGAAUUCUUUGUCUACGCCAUGUUUGACAUCGACAAGCAGCAGUUUAUCCACCCCAGAAGGGUGGAGCUCAUGGCGAAGGAGUUGGGACUCAAGCAUGUGCCGGUGGUGGGCUACGUCAAGCUCACCGAAAUCGCGAGCAACCACCAGGACUUCCAGAAGCGAGCAGCGCAGAGGAAGGGCGAGGGCCUGGUGUUCAAGUGCGUUCGCGACGGGCGACGGUUCAAGGUCAUCUCCAACACUUACCUGCUGGAGCACGGUCUCUGA